CGAAAGGCGCCGUCCAAGAGGUAGGAGGCCAAGAGCAGGACCGGGAGCACACUCCGUGCCACGGACUCUGCUGACUGUCCGCGGCUGGGGACAGUUGGAGCAGGACCCGCGGACUUCCAAGAUUAGCCUUCCCUGCUUGAAGCCCGUGGAGCUGCCCCACGGGAGGCGACAGCGGGCCCACAGCUAGGCGGGCGAACACUGGGGACAAGGCGAGCUCCAGCUUUCCAAGCCAGACUUCUAAGGCAACGGCGGCGUGGGCCCCCGAUCCAGACAACAUGCCCAUUGCCAGAAUGCGCAUGAGACCCUGGCUAGAGAUGCAGAUUAAUUCCAACCAAAUCCCAGGCCUGACCUGGAUUAACAAGGAAGAGAUGACUUUCCAGAUCCCAUGGAAGCAUGCAGCAAAGCACGGCUGGGACAUCAACAAGGAUGCCUGUCUUUUUCGGAGCUGGGCCAUUCACACAGGCCGAUACAAAGCCGGGGAGAGGGAGCCAGACCCUAAGACGUGGAAGGCCAAUUUCCGAUGUGCCAUGAAUUCACUCCCUGACAUAGAGGAAGUGAAGGACCAAAGCAGGAACAAGGGCAGCUCAGCUGUGAGAGUGUACCGGAUGCUCCCACCUCUAACUAAGAACCAGCGGAAAGAGAGAAAAUCCAAGUCGUCCAAAGACUCCAGAAGCAAGAGCAAGAGAAAGUCAUAUGCAGAAUCCAGCCCUGAUACCCAGUCGGAUGGGCUUAGCAGCUUGACUCUCCCCGAUGACCACAGUGGAUACACAGCUCAGGUUUACAUGGAUCAGGACAUGGAGGUGGAAAGCUCUUCGGUUUCAUUGGAUCUCUCCUCCUGUGAUGUCAGCAGCACUCUCCCGGACUGGCAAGUCUCAAUGGAUAUCAUCCCUGAUAGCACCAAUGACAUGUACCCCUUCCAGGUGUCGCCAAUGCCUUCUAGCUCUGAUGCAACGGACGAGGAGGAGGAGGAAAAACUACCUGAGGACAUCAUCAAGCUAAUAGAACAGUCAGAGUGGCAGCAGACUGAUGUCGAUGGAAAAGGGUAUCUGCUUAAUGAACUAGGCACCCAGCCUCUCCACAGUAACUUCAACUUAAAGGAAGAGGAGAGCGACGUGGACGGGUCAGGAGAGGUUUUUGAGUUGAAUUUACAUCGAGCCUUCACAGAACUGAGGACCCUGGAUACAAGUUGGAUGGACACCCUGCUGACACCUGUCAGACCACCCAACAUCCAGGCUAUUUCCUGUGGGCAGUAACCACGUCCUCUGCCUCCAGUGAGCCCACAGGGCAGUGUUUUGGUGGCUGGUGAAGACAGCCCUUUUAUUGCAUAGCCUCAAGAAACUGAGGGUCAGAAGAGGGCCUGGACCUGCCUCCUAAGAAGACUGGUAUCAGGAUUUCAACGCAUAUCAGAAAGACAGUGAAGGCACAGUCUGCAACUCUGUUUCUACUCAUUAGUUUCCCACUUCGUAAGCUCCCAACUGCUAUAUUCUGGGCUGCCCCAUUGACAUAUAGUGGCUGUGAGGUCUGGGCAAACUCCUGUUCUGGCUGAGGGAAGAAAGGGUCAGUUCAGUCAGGCCUCUUGAUGCUCCUGUGCUGAACAAGAGAGUUCAGCAAUAACCACUGGUAACAGUCAUUUGCACUAAAAAAAACCCAAAUGAUCCUAUUUCAUAAUCAUUUGCACUAAA
This is a messenger RNA of Phascolarctos cinereus (koala), 1682 nucleotides long. It is a transcript of the gene IRF1, whose product is annotated as interferon regulatory factor 1. Gene Ontology annotation, biological process: immune system process; regulation of transcription by RNA polymerase II. NCBI's taxonomy places the organism in Eukaryota, Metazoa, Chordata, Mammalia, Diprotodontia, Phascolarctidae. Gene Ontology annotation, molecular function: DNA-binding transcription factor activity, RNA polymerase II-specific; RNA polymerase II cis-regulatory region sequence-specific DNA binding. The record is from RefSeq and is a predicted model, not a curated record. Gene Ontology annotation, cellular component: nucleus.